Messenger RNA from Schistocerca nitens (vagrant locust), 510 nucleotides. Its product is annotated as ankyrin repeat domain-containing protein 65-like. Gene Ontology annotation, molecular function: protein binding. Lineage: Eukaryota; Metazoa; Arthropoda; Insecta; Orthoptera; Acrididae. The coding region runs from base 1 to 510 and encodes 169 amino acids. The transcript has a single exon. The record is from RefSeq and is a predicted model, not a curated record.
AUGGCGGGCAUGACGCCUCUGCUGCGGGCGCUGCAGGCCCGUAACGAGGCGACGGCCACGCUGCUGCUGGACGCGCCGAGCCGCCACAAGCGGGCCGCCGACCGCGUGGGCAUGACGGCGCUGCACUGGGCGGCGCGCGCCGGCCUGCCGCGGCUGCUGAAGCGCCUGCUGGAGGAGGGCGGGUCGGCGUGGGCGCCCGACCACAAGGGCCGCGACGCGCUCAUGCUGGCGCUGCUCAGCGACGACGAGGAGACGGUGGCCGCCGUGCUCGGCCACGACGGCUUCUGCCAGCGCGCCGACAACUUCGGCAAGACGGCGCUGCACCUGGCUGCGACGCGCGGCCACGCCGCCAUCGCGCUCAACCUGCUGCAGCACGGCGCCGACGCCGACGUCAGGGACUUCCUGGGCUGGACCCCGCUGGCGUGCGCGGUCUACUACAAGGCGGACGCCGUCGUGGACAUCCUGCGCUGCUACUCGGCCGAGGAGGAGCCGGUGCACCACAUGGAGUAG